Molecule: messenger RNA, 612 nt
Organism: Xenia sp. Carnegie-2017
Lineage: Eukaryota; Metazoa; Cnidaria; Anthozoa; Malacalcyonacea; Xeniidae
Product: matrix-remodeling-associated protein 5-like
Exons: 3
Coding region: 1-612 (203 amino acids)
Cellular component (GO): neuron projection
Source: RefSeq, a predicted model, not a curated record
AUGGAUUGUGUUUCAUCUGGAUUUCCAAAACCUUUGAUCACGUGGCGUCGAGUGGAUGGUCGGCCGUUGCCUGCCAGAAAACUUACGCAUUCAACUGGCUUGUUAUCCAUAUCUGAUGUCGGACAGCAAGAUCGGGGAGAUUACGAGUGCACUUCAACUAAUAUAUAUGGCCGUGAUACUAAAAUAUAUUCUGUUGAUAUGACAGUUCCUCCACGAUUCAUAUCAAAUGGCAACUCGUUUGCGACUGUUGGAAAAGAUGGAGUCGUUGCUUGUGUAGCUGUUGGUCUUCCAAGGCCAAAAUUUUCAUGGAGAUGGAUUGACGACAAGGGCUAUGAGCAAAGGCUGUCGAGUGCAGAGGGUUUAGUAGGAAGAUAUCAAGUGAAAACGAAGCAUUACUUUGAAAAUAGCACGAGUUUUUUGAUGAUAAAGGACGUUGAAAAAGAAGAUCUACGUUCUUACCGUUGCAUGCUAGGCAAAGACGACAAACCACAAGAAAUAAAUUUGCGUGGUUACAGUAGACCAUCUGCUCCCAUAAUCCAAACAGUGGUUUCGUACAGAAGAAAGAUUACUUUGAGCUGGAAACUGGCUGAGAAAACGGUGGAAAGCCCGUAA